AAGGAGGAGGAAGGGGGGCAGGGAAAGCGGGAGUGGUUGAAGCCGGCGGCGGCGGCGGCCGAGCUGGGUCAGUUCUCUUUAGUGUUUGCCAAUGUUGGAGGUGUUUCCAAACUAUCUCCGGGAAGAAGUGAUAAACAGUCGCAAGUAAAAAUGCAGACUUCAGUAAACUUCACUGAAUCUACUCUCUCUCCUACGGUGCUAUCUCCAUCAUUAACAUCUCCAAGUUCUCUGGGUCUGCAAGGCACCAUGAAUGGUUCAAUUCCAGAGUUAACUGUCAAUUGUAAUAGUCAUAUAAUUGGUCUGUUGGAUUCUCCUCCUUCCAAGAACUUAACUGCUCCUCUCCAAGAUAACAUGGCAAACCCCAAAGAGAAAACUCCAAUGUGUUUGGUAAAUGAAUUAGCCCGUUUCAAUAGAGUGCAACCCCAGUAUAAGCUUCUGAAUGAAAGAGGGCCUGCUCAUGCCAAGAUGUUCUCUGUACAGCUGACUCUUGGAGAACAGACCUGGCAGUCUGAAGGGAGCAGUAUAAAGAAAGCCCAGCAUGCUGCUGCCAACAAAGCCUUGAGAGAAACUACCCUUCCCAAACCAACUCCUCGACCCCCCAAAAACAAUAUUAAUAGUAAUCCAGGCAGUAUAACUCCAACAGUGGAACUAAAUGGUCUUGCUAUGAAAAGGGGAGAGCCUGCCAUCUACAGGCCUUUAGAUCCAAAGCCAUUUCCAAAUUACAGAGCAAAUUACAACUUUCGGGGCAUGUACAAUCAGAGGUAUCACUGCCCAGUGCCUAAGGUUUUUUAUGUCCAACUAACUGUUGGAAACAAUGAGUUCUUUGGGGAAGGAAAGACUCGUCAGGCUGCUAGACACAAUGCUGCAACAAAGGCUCUCCAAGCUCUCCAGAAUGAACCCAUCCCAGAAAAAUUACCUCAGAAUGGAGAAUCAGGAAAAGAAAUAGAAGAAGAAAAAGAUGCAAACAAAUCUGAGAUCAGCUUAGUUUUUGAAAUUGGAUUGAAACGUAACAUGCCUGUCACUUUUGAGGUCAUUAAGGAAAGUGGACCUCCACAUAUGAAGAGUUUUGUUACUCGAGUAUCAGUAGGAGAGUUCUCUGCAGAAGGAGAAGGAAAUAGCAAAAAACUCUCCAAAAAACGUGCUGCAAGUUCUGUGUUACAGGAAUUAAGAAAGCUUCCACCUCUUCCUGUGAUUGAAAAGCCAAAAUUGUAUUUUAGAAAACGUCCUAAAACAAUAUUAAAGGCUGAUCCAGAAUAUGGUCAGGGGAUGAACCCUGUUAGCUGUCUGGCUCAGAUUCAACAGGCCAGAAAGGAAAAGGAACCAGACUAUGCCCUUCUUUCAGAUAGAGGAAAGUCUCGCCGGCGAGAGUUUUUGAUGCAGGUUAAGGUUGGCACUGCGGUUGCUACUGGAAUAGGCCUUAGUAAGAAGAUAGCUAAAAGGAAUGCAGCAGAAGCAAUGUUGUUACAUCUUGGAUAUAAAACCUCUACUCCUGUUCAGGAACAGCUUGAAAAGACAGUGGAAAACAAGGGAUGGAAUAGUCAAAAGAUUGGAUUUCCUGAAACAACAAAUAAUACUCCAAAGGGAAUUCUUCAUUUGUCUCCUGAUAUUUAUCAAGAGAUGGAAGCAAGCCGCAACAAAGUAGUUUCUGACUUUGCAGUAAACUAUUUGUCUUCCAACGAAAUGAGCCAGCCUUCAAGCUCUUUCUUCAGCCUAUCUCCACCAUCAAAUAGUACUACUACAUUAGCCAGGGAAUUCCUUAUGAAUGGGACAUCUCCAUCAGCUGAAGCCAUAGGUCUGAAAGGAACUUCUCCUACUUCCCCCUGCCCUAUAAUGCAGCCUUCAAGACAACUGGAAUAUUUAGCAAGGAUUCAAGGUUUUCAGGUAGUAUGGUCUUUGCACUUGGAAGGCUUGAACAAAAAUGGUUAAUUGAGAAAAAACCCAAGAGAAGUGAGAAGUUAAUAAAUGAGUAUCAUCAGUGAAUUCAAAUCCAUAGGUCCAGAAAGACCUCAUCAUAAGCUAUAGAAAUAAUUUUGUAGAUUAUGAUUAAUGAACUACUGUCUUGAAAAAUCAUGGGAUGUGCAAGAGAUCCCACUAAAUUGAAAAUGAGCCAAAGAUAUCUUGAUUUGCAAGGAAGGAGAAGGUGAAAUAUAUGAUGAUAAUCUUCUCUUGGACUUUCUAUAACAUAUUAACAAAAAUAAAGGUUUUUAUUGCUUAGAAUGUCUUUAGUUCAUUAAAAACUGGUUAUAUCAGAUUAGCCUCAUUUCCUUUUAUUACAAAAUUACUAAACUGAUAGAUCAGGGAAUUGUCAUGGAUAUGAUGUAUCUGGAUUUAAGUGAGACUAUUGACAAAAUCUCAAGUUAUCUAUAUAACAUAGAACUGCUUGGACCUUAAGCAAAAACUAAGGGGAAAAGGAUACAAAUUUUUAAGGUGCCUAUUUAGACUUGAUGUAAGGAAAAACUUUCAAACAACUAAAAAUGUUUAAAAGUAGAAUGAGUUAUCUAAGGAGGUAUUGGACUUCUUAGCAUUGGUGGUAUUCAAGUAGAGACUAUGAUUACUUUUCAGAGAUCUUAUAGAGAUUUCUGUUCCUUUAUAGAUUAGAUUAGAUAGCCUCUGAGGUUAAUUCACUUCAUCUAUUACUCUCCUAUUUAUAUAUAUAUGGCAUUCUGUUGAUGUCAGUAAUAUAAAGAAAAAUGAAACUAUACCUACUCUCCAGGAGCUCAUAUUCUACUAGGAGAUGCACAGUUACAUAUACACAAAUAUAUGACAAGAUACAAGAUAAUUUAUAGAAAGAGAAAGUACUAACAACCAAGGAUAUCAGGAAAAAUUUUGUGGAGUAAUGGCACAUGACCUGAGCCUUGAAAUGAGCUAAAGAGUAUAAGAGGUAGAAGUCAGGUGAGAAAGCAUUCUAGGCACAGGCUAUGCAAAGGCACAAUGGCAGGAGUGGAAUGCUACAUUUGGCCAGUAGGCCAUUUUGGUUACACUCUGGUGCAUAAGGGCAAAAAGGCUUGAGAGAUAAGCUAGAACUGCAUUGUAGACAGCUUUAAAUACCGAAUAGAGGAGUUUAUAUUUAUUCUAUGAACUCUUAAAGAUUCUCCAGUAGGAGAGCAACAUGAUCAGUCUUGUGCUUAAGGAAAAUUAUUUUGAACAAUAUGAGAUAUGGCUGGAAAGGGAUAUAGACUAGAAGCUGAGAAUCCUACUAGGAAACUAUUGUAGUGAUGCAGGAAAGAGAUAAAGAAGGCCUGGAUUAAAGUGAUAGCUGCAUGAAUGGAAAGAAAGGAAUGGAUAUGAGACAUAUUGUAAAGGCAGAGGCAACAAGAUUUGGUUGUUGCCACUGAUUAUGAAGAUGACGUAAAUUGUAAAUCUAUUCUAGAAGGAUAGAUCUACAAUACAGGACAUUUGGAAGAAAAUAGAUUUGGGGAGAAAGAUGUUUUUUGUCUGGAAUGUGUUACCUUUUGUAAACAAAGGGAUGUCUAAGUAAAUAUAUAAAAUAAGCAGUUGGAAGCAAAACUAGAAUUCAAGAAAGACAUGGGGACUGGAUAUGUGGAUUUCGGAAUUGUCUGUAUGGAGAUGAUAAUGGUACUCAUGGGAGUUAAUAAAAUCCCCAAGAGAGAUUAUAUAGAAAGAAGUGGACCAAGGACAGACUCCUUGGGUACUUGAUUAUUGAGAUUGUUCCAUGGAUGACAAUUUAGUGACUGAGAAAGAGCAAUCAGACAAAUGUGAAAAUAGACAAGAAAGAAUAGCAUUACCAAAACCAGGAAAGGGUAUUCAAGAGUAUAAUCAUCCAUACCAGAAGCUGCAGUUUGGUCAGGAAGAAUGAGAACAGUCAAAGAUCUCUUCCAAUCCUGAGGUCUUGAUUCUGAUACAGUAAAAGUAAAGCAAUAUCCACUGAGUCUUUUCUUGUAGCAACAUGCAGGCAAAAGUAGAGAUGUAAGAGUCCAUUGAAGGUUUUUUUUUUGUUUGUUUUGUUUUUUGGGGUUUGUUUGUUUUUUUUUUUGGUAUGGAUGUAAGCUUAGAAAACAGACAUAUAUGAAUCUCUUAGUAUCUGUUCCAUUGACUACUAUUUGUGAAUCAAAUAUCAUUUGCCCAUUUGAGAUACAAGGGCUACAAAGUUCAUAAUCUUGCAAGAGGCAUUCUUAUAGUGCUCUAACAAUUGUCCAAAUUCUGAUUUCCUCCAAAGAAUGCCUACCUACAUUUUGCAAUAUAUUGUAAUAUUGUAGCAUUAUCUAAUGGUGUAGGUAGACCUAGUAAAAAAAUAAUGUCCGGAAAUCUGGUAUGAUUUACACCGAUAGGUAUUUGAAACUUUUCUCUAUUCUUAUGGUUCUUGUCCAUGAUGAUUCAUUACCAUACUCCCUAAGUUGGUGCCUUUAUGUUUUAAAUGUACCUUUGUCUGUGAAUAACUCCUUUUAUAUUAUUUCAUUUUUUUGUACCAAUCAACUUUCUAGAGAAAUACAUU
This is a messenger RNA of Sarcophilus harrisii (Tasmanian devil), 4453 nucleotides long. RefSeq names its product staufen double-stranded RNA binding protein 2 (gene STAU2). The record is from RefSeq and is a predicted model, not a curated record. The coding region runs from base 151 to 1926 and encodes 591 amino acids. The transcript has 13 exons. NCBI's taxonomy places the organism in Eukaryota, Metazoa, Chordata, Mammalia, Dasyuromorphia, Dasyuridae.